Molecule: messenger RNA, 924 nt
Organism: Magnusiomyces paraingens
Lineage: Eukaryota; Fungi; Ascomycota; Dipodascomycetes; Dipodascales; Dipodascaceae
Exons: 2
Coding region: 1-924 (307 amino acids)
Biological process (GO): actin cortical patch localization; endocytosis; plasma membrane tubulation
Cellular component (GO): actin cortical patch
Molecular function (GO): protein binding; lipid binding
Source: RefSeq, a predicted model, not a curated record
AUGAGCAACGUUCCGGUUUUUAGUAUUAACCGCUCGCUCAAUAACGUGCUUUCGGAGCUGGAGUUUUUGCGUGAGACUCAAGUCAUUACCCCAGAAUUGUACAACCAAAUUGUCAAUAAGAUUCCUCGCACUUAUGAACAAGGUGUGCCUCCUGUAGGACCCUUUGAAUUGGCAUCUGGAUCUACAGCAAACAUACCUUCAUACCAAAAUACAAACACCCCCAACACAAUAACAACAACAACAGCAGCUACAAAUCCUUCUUCUAAUACAGCCCGCAGUGAUGAAAAACAAGUACUAACAUCACAACAAGCACCUCCACAACAACAACAGCAACAACAACCACAAUUGACUGGCGGCGAAGUCGUCGAGGCUCUAUAUGCAUACCAACCCGCUGCUCCUACAGACUUGCCACUCUACCCAGGCCAGCGAAUUAACAUUGUGGAAAAGCUGAAUGCUGACUGGUGGCGUGGCCGUGACACACAGACAGGCCAAGAAGGCAUUUUCCCUGCAAACUAUGUUCGUGUAUCUCAACAACAACAAGCUCCUCCACCUCAACAACAACCACAACAACAACAAGGGUACCAGGCAUAUGAUAACCGUGGAGGCUACGGUGCUCCACCUCCAUCAUAUGGUGCAACAUCUUACCAAUACGCACAACCUCCUCCCCAGCAACAACAACAACAACAACAACAGUUCCCCCCUCCAUCUGUUAAUUAUUACCAACCUCCACCACAACAACAGCAACAACCACAACAGAUUGUGGUGCAGGAGCAGCAGCCGCAGCAACAACAACAACAACAGCAGCAUCAUCAGUCGAGUGCAGUGGCUGACGGUGCUAAGAAGUUUGGCAGCAAGCUGGGCAAUGCUGCAAUUUUUGGUGCCGGCGCCACAAUUGGUUCCAAUAUUGUGAAUUCCAUUUUUUAA